GAUCCGAAGUUGGCACCGGACAAAUGCACCAUAGUACACGUAUAGCGGAUCUACAAGGUGUCCUCGUCCAGGGACUACCAGAAUCAUCCCACUAUAAGGCCGUAGGGGUCCCAAAAACUUCAGCAUCGAGCAAUAAGACUACAUCAGGGAAACAAUCUAGCAGCUCGAGCGAGCUUGUGCCGUCAUCAGCUUCGGGGUCUAUCUUCCAGACGUCACGUCAGAAGAGAGGACGCAAUGCCAACGGAGAGGCAAUUGAUGGUAAUGACGACUCUCAGGACGAUAACGAUGAAGACCGAAGGCGAUACACGAAAGGAAAACGGCCUUGCUCAAGACCACAACCACGACUGAAAUGCCCAUUUUAUCAAAGGCAGCCCGAAAAGCAUGGGAAAAGAGCGGCGUGCAGGGGUCGAGGGUUUAUGGAUAUGGCAAAGCUAAAAGAUCAUCUGAAACGAGUCCAUUCACAACCCGUGCGAUGUCCACGAUGCUGGCAAGAGAUGGAGUCAGACGACGCCUAUGUAGUACACGCACAAAGGGAAGAGGGCUGUGAGAAGCUACCGGAGCCAUAUGACGAUCGCAUCAGCCGUCUAAAGUGGUCAAGUCUCGACUUCAAAACGGCGCCGUAUUCGCAACUCAAAAGUGGAGGAGAAAAAUGGAGAAAGCUUUACAAUGUACUCUUUCCGCAGGACACCGAGAUACCAUCCCCUUUUGAGGAGCUUAGAACGAGCGCUCAAUGGGAGAAAUUCCUCCCCGACGUGCUUUAUGAAGAGUUGAAAAAUGAACUUGGGCCGCUCCUAGAGCCUGUCCAAUCGAGGAUCAAAGAGAGAAUCCCCUUCAUCAUCCAGCGAUGCAAGGCUCAGAUGCUUUCCGUACCCCAAACUGAAACCAAUACAUCGGGGUCUUCCAGUCCAAUCUCAAACAGCCAAGAGGUGGUUAAUCAGGCUAUUACGGGCGCGUUUCACGAAUUGGACACGUACGAUUCUUUUACACGGCAUGACGUGAUACCGGCCGAAUAUAUCUCGAAUCUACCUCCUAGCAGCACUACGACAGAGCCGAACCAUUAUCCUCAAACUAAUUAUGGUCCCGAUUACAGAGCUCCAGACUUUGAUUUCUCUUGGUGUCUGGAAGACCGUCACAAUCGAGACCUUGAGGAAUCCAACAGCUUGGGGUAGCUAUUCUCUGCUGCCACUGACACUGGAUAUGGUGGCCAAAAAAGUCGAGCACUCCUUUGAAGAGGAAGGACAUCGAAGCUCCUGUGCGGAGGCUAGCGAGAUACUUGAAAUCAAUGGAACGAGGAGCUGAGGCAAGGAUUUGGUUGGUUUUGAUAUGGAAUGGGGAUAAUUGUAAAGAACUGGAGAAGGAUUUCGGUAGCAGAGCCUCCUUGCAAGUUUACUCAAGGAAGUUGAUGAUCUAGUGUAAAUAGCGAUUAGGAUAGAUGUUUUGGUGUCCUAUAUUGAAAAAAAGAACAGCGAUAGAAGCCAGCUUUUGGGACGGUACUCGUUUAUUUGAAAAAGGAUUAUUGCCAACCGCAGUAGAAAUUUAUUAACAUACCCG
Messenger RNA from Mytilinidion resinicola, 1551 nucleotides. RefSeq lists its product as uncharacterized. NCBI's taxonomy places the organism in Eukaryota, Fungi, Ascomycota, Dothideomycetes, Mytilinidiales, Mytilinidiaceae. The transcript has 3 exons. The coding region runs from base 24 to 1169 and encodes 381 amino acids. The record is from RefSeq and is a predicted model, not a curated record.